Messenger RNA from Daucus carota subsp. sativus, 1458 nucleotides. Its product is annotated as NAC domain-containing protein 83. The record is from RefSeq and is a predicted model, not a curated record. The transcript is spliced from 3 exons. Gene Ontology annotation, biological process: regulation of DNA-templated transcription. Gene Ontology annotation, molecular function: DNA binding. Lineage: Eukaryota; Viridiplantae; Streptophyta; Magnoliopsida; Apiales; Apiaceae. Bases 349 to 1146 code for a protein of 265 amino acids.
AAAAAGACAAGAAAGGUGAUCCGACUUUUAAACCUUUGGUUAAUACAAAUGGAGAAGCACAAAAAGUAAAAAAACACAGCCGAUUGAGUCUCGUUUACGCCAACUGCCUUGCUUCAAUUCCUCUUCGUCCAACUCUUUCUUUCUUCAAUAUUCUAUUCUCUCGACACACUAUAAAGAUGCAGCCCCCUUUCUAUUCUCUCUUCGUGCGCCCCUCUCCUCAUCCUACUCUGUUUCUUCUUUGCAAGCUUCACUCAACCAUUAAAACAUAUCCUACCAUGUUUAGCUUCCUUUAAGUUUUCAACUUCUCAACUUCAGCUUCAGAUUUUUCAUUUCAUUACAUUAAGAUUUAUGGAGAAGGUGAAUUUUAUGAAGAAUGGUGUGCUGAGAUUGUUGCCGGGGUUCAGGUUCCACCCCACUGAUCAAGAGCUUGUCCUCGAUUACUUGAAGCGCAAAGUGUUCUCGUUUCCUUUGCCGGCUUCCAUUAUUCCUGAGGUUGAUCUCUGCAAAUCUGACCCCUGGGAUUUGCCAGGGGAUAUGGAGCAGGAAAGGUACUUUUUUACGACACGAGAGGUUAAGUACCCGAAUGGCAACAGGUCGAACAGGGCCACGGCUUCCGGGUACUGGAAGGCCACUGGACUCGACAAGAAAAUUGCGAGCAGCAAAGGAAACCAGGUUGUUGGAAUGAAAAAAACCUUGGUUUUUUACCGGGGGAAGCCUCCGAGUGGCUCAAGAACUGACUGGAUCAUGCACGAGUAUCGUCUCGCCCCAAUUCAAUCUCAGCAGGGACAAAUGGAGAAUUGGGUUCUUUGCCGAAUAUUUCUCAAAAAGAGAGGCAGUGCCAAGAAUGAAGAUAACGAAGUUACUCAGCCUCAACCGAAGCUACAAUCCCAGAACAUUAACAUAGCACCAGCAGAAGCAGUAGCAGGUCCAGCUCCGAGUUCACGGAAGAAGAACAAUAGUCCAGUUUUUUACGAUUUCAUGACCAAGCAGAGGACUACUGAUUUGAAUCUUGCCCCGGCCUUAUCAUCUUCCGGUUCCAGCGGGAUCACGGAGGCCUCUUCCAAUCAGUCCGGGGAGGAUCACGAAGAAAGCAGUAGCUGCAAUACUACUAGUCUAUCCAAUUUUUUGAGCAAACGUUUGCCUUAGUACUACGACUACUACCACUACUACUACUACGACCCCUCGAUUUAUUUAAUUAGUGCCUUGCCAUAGCUAUUGAGUUCUUUUCAAUAUCAUCCAUCCAUCCAAUCCCUCUGGAAUAACUAGUUAGGAACCUGAAGUUUGCUUCGGCUGCAACUGUCUCUCCGCGAUUUCGAACCAGAGACAGAACUAGUAGUAGAAGGGCAAAUUAAACAUCAAUGUGUUUAAGUUGUUGUUAACAGAUGGUUGCUGUGUUAUGUACUCAGGAGGAUGAUUCCUCAAUUUACUUUCAGUUUAGUGAAGAUGAAUAUUUAUUAA